Molecule: messenger RNA, 552 nt
Organism: Eruca vesicaria subsp. sativa (arugula)
Lineage: Eukaryota; Viridiplantae; Streptophyta; Magnoliopsida; Brassicales; Brassicaceae
Source: the annotation of a GenBank genome assembly
CUAGGUUUCAUUUCGUUGCUUACAGAACAUAGAAGCGACAACGUUUUGAGUAACAAAAUCUAGAGAGAGAAGAGGGAAGAUAGCGAUCAGAAGAAAGGAUGAUAGAGGAAGGUCCACCGGCUCCGAAGGUUCUCCGUAUGGUCAUCUUCGUCGGCGCCGGAUUUUUAUGUACUUUCGCAAUCAACAAAUGGCGUGAGAUGGAGAAGAAAUCAAUACUGAAACAGGAGGAGAAGAAUCAACAAGGAGAGGGAGGUCUAUUGCAUCAAAUUCCUGCAGAUUCGGUUCAGAAAGCCAUGAAAUGAUGAUCUUUUCUCCUUUUCUAUAUUAUAUGUAUUGUUUUUGAUCCAGAUGCAAAACAAAAAACAUCGCAACUAUCUUUGACCUCAAUGUUUGCAUUUUUUUUUUUUAAUGUUCCCCUCAAUUUUGUAUUGCAUUUGCUGAACAUUUCUGUCAUUCCUUAAACCUUAUGAUAUCUGGACAUAGUGGUCUUCUACUUGUGUACACAGGGCGAAGAUUGUUGGUUUGAGAGCUAAGUAAGAAUCAAGUUUCGCU